Messenger RNA from Penicillium nucicola, 1383 nucleotides. RefSeq names its product esterase/lipase family protein. The transcript has a single exon. The coding region runs from base 1 to 1383 and encodes 460 amino acids. The record is from RefSeq and is a predicted model, not a curated record. Lineage: Eukaryota; Fungi; Ascomycota; Eurotiomycetes; Eurotiales; Aspergillaceae.
AUGCGCUAUCAUUCAGCAAUCCCAGUUUUUCUGUACAUAUCAAAGACCUGGGAAAGUCCAGUCCCAGUAUAUUCAAUAUCCAACCAAGACAAAACCCAAGACAACAUCCCAGACGUCUUCACCAAGCUAUUCGACACCAUACAUCAACUAAACCCCCAGGACAACAUAACCAGUAGCCUAACGGAGCUCAAAACUCGAAUAUCCUCCAUAGCCCUGGGCAAAACAACCCCAAUUCAAAACCUAACCACAGCCCUAACAACCCUCUCAACCCUCCCCUACCCUCCCACCUCCAAACCCCUCGACAGAGCCCUAACCCUCGCCCGCAACAACCUAGUCCCAACCAACAUCCUCGACAUCCUCCAAGAACAAACAAACAACCCCAUAAACUCAAUAAACAACACAAACCCCAUACCUCCCAACCCCCCAAUCUACCCAAACAAGCACCCCACCGACGCACCAUACUCCCUCCCAGAGAGCGCCCUCCGCUCCGCAAUCCACAUCCCCAAGACCUUCACCUACGACACAGCCAACAAAACCCCCAUCCUACUAGUUCCAGGCACAGGCUCUCCAGCCGGAAGCACCUACCAAUUCAGCUUCACGAAGCUAUUCAGCCAGCACGCACACACAGACCCGGUAUGGGUGAACAUACCGGGCAACUCACUCGACGACAUCCAAAGCAACGCCGAGUACGUCGCAUAUGCAAUCAACUACAUCUCAGCGGUAAGCAAGCGGGCCAUCGGGGUAGUGUCGUGGUCGCAGGGCGGGAUAGACGUGCAAUGGGCGCUGAAAUACUGGCCGUCGACGCGGGCGAGCGUGACCGAUUUCAUGGCUAUCAGCGCGGACUUUCACGGCACGGUCAUGGAUGUGCUGUGCGCGGUUCCGUCGCUGUUCUGCACGCCGGCGAUUGCACAGCAGGGGUAUAGGGCGCGGUUGGUGGGGGCGUUGAGGGGGGAGGGGGGCGACUCAGCGUAUGUGUCUACGACGAGUGUCUACUCUGGGUUUGAUGCUGUUGUCCAGCCGCAGAGUGGGGGGGAGUGGGCUUCGGGGUUUCUGGGGGAUGAGAGGGGGGUCGGGGUUGAGAAUGUUCUUGUUCAGGAUGUUUGUAGAGGGAUGGAGGGGGGAGGGUAUUAUUCGCAUUCUUCUGUGCUUGUGCAUCCGUUGGCGUUUGCGCUUUUUGUGGAUGCUUUGGAGCAUGAUGGGCCUGGGAGGGUGGAGAGGGUUGAUUUGGAGGUGGUUUGUGGUAUGUCUCUUGCGCCUGGGCUUGGGCUGGGGGACUUUCUGGGCACGGAGGUGAUGGGGGAUAUUGUUGGGCCUCUGAAUACUUUGUUGUUUCGACAUGGGUCGAAUAUUGAGCCGGCACUCAGGGGCUAUGCUUCUAAAUGA